UGCUCUCCCCACUUCAAAAAGAUACAGUGGUACUAAGCAGCAUUCUUUUUCUCAAAUCAAACUAUGUUCAGAUUUCUAGCAAAGACCUCAUUGCAGACAGCAGUAGUACGCUCAAGUGUUACUCCAGCACGUGUAGCACCAUUGGCCGCGCGAUCCUUCACAACUGGUAGUGGUGAUUCAAAGAGCGACGCUAUUUGGAAACUAGGACAGUUGAACCAUGUGGCUAUUGCUGUUCCAGACCUGGAGAAAUCAACCCAGUUCUAUAAGACAGUUAUGGGAGCGCAAAUUAGCGGUGUGCAGGAAUUACCGGAACACGGUGUUUACACUGUUUUUGUCAGUCUCGGCAACACCAAGAUCGAGUUACUCCAUCCCCUCGGUGAAAAGAGCCCGAUUUCCAAGUUCUUGGAGAAGAAUAAGGAUGGCGGUAUCCAUCACAUUUGCAUAGAGGUUGAUGAUGUCUAUGCAGCGAUUAAGGACCUGACAGCUAAAAACAUUCGGGCACUGAAUCCUGAGCCCAAGAUUGGAGCUCAUAAUAAGCCUGUUGUAUUCUUGCAUCCCAAAGACUGUGGAGGUGUCUUGGUUGAAUUGGAGCAGCGUUAGGUGUGUCAUACUGAUGGAUAAUGGUAGUGUAUAGUCAAUAGUAUCAAAUCUUGUGUACAUGUACCCACAAAACCCUGGAGUACAAUAAAAUAGAAUGGCCAACGGGCGGUUGGAAAACCUAAAGAUUGAAGAACCGAUAUGACAGUUUGACCAUUCAUGCGCACUGUUGGUGCGGAUUUGUUUAAAG
Messenger RNA from Umbelopsis ramanniana AG, 787 nucleotides. RefSeq lists its product as uncharacterized. The record is from RefSeq and is a predicted model, not a curated record. The coding region runs from base 64 to 600 and encodes 178 amino acids. Lineage: Eukaryota; Fungi; Mucoromycota; Umbelopsidomycetes; Umbelopsidales; Umbelopsidaceae. Gene Ontology annotation, biological process: L-methylmalonyl-CoA metabolic process. The transcript has 4 exons. Gene Ontology annotation, cellular component: mitochondrion. Gene Ontology annotation, molecular function: methylmalonyl-CoA epimerase activity.